Molecule: messenger RNA, 984 nt
Organism: Penicillium hordei
Lineage: Eukaryota; Fungi; Ascomycota; Eurotiomycetes; Eurotiales; Aspergillaceae
Product: RNA polymerase II mediator complex subunit MED27 domain-containing protein
Exons: 3
Cellular component (GO): mediator complex
Source: RefSeq, a predicted model, not a curated record
GCCUCACAAAAAUCGUUGUCAACAGCCCCAGCGAUGGCUACUACCAAUCAGAACUCCACCCAAGGGCCAGCGAACGGCAACAGCGAAGCAUCAGGGCUGAACUCAGAGAUCCAACUUGUUUCAUCACUAGCAAAAUUACAAGAACUCGAACGCAAGAUCCAUGAACUGCGUGGAUUUAUGCCCCAGGGCCUACUGGAGCCUCUGGUGCCUAUUGCAAACCCAGAUAAAGUAUCCCUCGGCAAUCCAGUCGCUGAAACUCCACGGAUCCUCCGGGAUAAUCUGGAUGAGGCCGCACGCGCGCGCGUCGCUGAUGUCCAGCAAUUUCAGUCCUUGUGGCGGGAUCCGGAAUUGACUUCUGUAUGGGCACAUGUCGAAUCCCGCAUUCAGGAAGCCAACGGCCAGCUUCUUCAGCCGACGGGGAAGUGGGAAAGAGAUUAUGACGUUCUUCUAGAAGAACUAGCACGAAACGAAAAGUCCAAAAUAGAUGAACACCAGCGAGUGGACGAGGAAGCCGAACGUACUAAAGCGCAGUCUACCGAAGGCGAGUGGAAGAAUGUUUUGGAGCGGUUUGUUCAGCGGGAUAUGCCCGGUGUACGAGUUAUCAAGGGCCAGGAUGAGACUUCUCUAGCGGUAGCACUUGUUAGAGCUGGUGUCGUCUUCCAGGUGAAAGGAGUAUCUUCCCCUGGCUCCCCAAUCUCUGACUGGGAGGUUUCGAGCAAGAUCGCUGGUCGGUCACCCACGAAACUUGAGGAUGCUAUACUGGGAUGUGUGGGGUCACGCGCGCGAAAAUGGGACCUUGCUUUCUUGCUGGACAUGAUCUCUUCUUAUGCGGAUAUCAAGCAGACACCAUGCGUGAAGUGCGCUCGUCUGACUGAUAACGGCGCCCAACUGCCAACUCUCCGCCGCCCUCAGGCGGAUCAACAGUCUCUUAAUGGACCAGCACGUGUAUACACAUUCGACGCAUUGCACUGUGGAUGCGUCUGA